GUGUAUCACUCACUGUGUUCAUAAACGUAUCCUAAGUCGAUUGAACGACCACAGCCGACCGACUCAGUCAUUCGCAGUCAUUCGAUUUCCGGCAAUCGCACGUGAAUUGACGGAGGUCGAUGCUGUUCACGGAUAAUAAUAUUCGGUUUAAACUAUUAAAGCAUGGUCAACGGGCAUGGAGCCGAAACACGUGCUACCGACGCCAUCAACGCAUUUGCAGUCAUUUGUGACCACGCCAGAAUGGCAUCUUCUGCAACUUUUUUGUUUCCUGAAGAUAUUUAAGAUGGCUAACAUCACGGUAUUUGAUGAGUUCAAAGAAAUUGUUUUUACUCUUAAUAGUCGCGGUAACUUGACCUUCAUUUCCUUGCGACAAUAUUUUCCAAAUGCUCAAGGUUUAUGUUAUUACGAUGAUGUUCAUAACAUACAUGGCUUAACAGUUUCAUCUGGGGAAAUUAUAAUAAACCCUGAAGUAGAUAAAUAUGAGGUCUUUAUUACCAAAGACGAUAUUUCAACAAUCAAAUCCUCCGAACGUAAGAGACGCCGAGUUGAUGAGAUAUUGCGUGAACUAUGUAGCAGUAGAGGUAAAAGUUCCGGUAAACAAAAUCAACAUGAAAGUGAAGAGAAGAAGAUUAAAAUGAAUCAUUCCACAAAGGUAACUCGCCAUUUAUCAAAACAUCGAAGCAUCCAUGUAGGAUGGCUGCAUAAAUUGGGACCUGAUGGUAAAUACCUCCAGAUGAAGAAGCCUGUAGGUGGCAUCAAGGAAAUCACAUUGCUCACUUCACAGAAUUACUUAGUUGAAGAUAUAAAGGAUUUGGCCAUUCAGGCUUUUACAGUAAACAACAAUUGCCCCAACCUUAAAAAGCUUCAGGUAAAACUUGGAUUUUUCGAUGGUACUGUGAUCACAAAAUUUCAAAAGCACGAUGGUGAAGCUUGUGAUUUAUGGACCUAUUGUAAAGUUAACGAUCAAAAAUAUCAUUUCUAUCUUUUAACCAUUGAAACUGAAAUUGUCCAAGCUCUUGCUCAAAAUGAAGAUAAAUUUGGCCGUGCAAUUUUAUUUAAUAAUGAUAGUUCAACUAAGGAUGAUACAAACUUUGACACAGAUUAUUCAUAUGAUCAAAGCAAAGAGAACAAUGAAUUAUCAAAUACCCAUGAUAUUGAAGCACAGAAAACCACUUACGUCAAUGAUAUCCAAAUUUAUUAUCAUUAUAUUCGACAGUCGAAAUAUUCAGGAUCAGCAUCAAUCAUGGAGGUUGAUAAGAAAGAUCUUUUUAAUAGAUACCAAAAUAAUUCUCACCAUCAAGAUCUUCUGUUUGGCGAUUUUGACCCUACAGACUAUGGCUUUCAAAUAAGCAAGAUAGUUAAAGAUGAUCGAGUUCUACUAGAUAUUCAGAUAGGAGAUGAUUUAAAAAGAAUAUACUCGUUUCCUUCAGCCGCUCCUGAAGCUAAUGAACAUGGUAUUUUACAUAACAUUGAUGAAAUCCAAGGGAAAUAUUACGGCAAGUUUGGUUUUGGCAUUAUUCCAAAAUGCACUGAUGAAUGUAACCCUACUUUUACAUGGUAUAAGGACGGGAAGGUAUUCAAAUCAGGGAAAUUUUUGUACUGGAUCAAUCAUGAUUUAAAUAUAUUGGACAAUGUGUUUAACAGUAAGUGGAGUUGUACUAUAAGCUGUGAAAAAUUGUCUUCAAUGAAGUCAGAUUCAGUUGAUAAUAAUGAACAUGCGAAAACUUCUAUCAUAAGUCCUUACCAAAAUGUUUCAAUGCCUAUCAUAAAACGGGAUCAAAUACAGUUAACUAGGACUAUAAUAGGAGCUGGUGCGCAAGGGACCGUUCGUAAAGGAAUAUGGCUUGCUACGAAUGUUGCCAUCAAAACGAUAAAACUUUGUACAUCAAAUACAAAGAAUUUGUUGAGAGAAAUUGAGUUGUUGGACCGCAUACGCCAUCCAAACAUCAUACAAGUUUUGGGAAUUUGUUUAGAAGCCAACCAAUUUCAUAUUGUGAUGGAAUGUUUCGAUAGUUUCUCAUUGUCCGAUAUUAUUUUUGAACAGUCCACUAAGGAAGAGUUUAUUUCAACUACUGAAAAGAAAAAUCAAAUUGGAAUUCAGAUAUGCCAGGCAAUAACAUAUUUGCAUAGUCAAGAAAAUCCGAUCAUUCACAGGGAUGUAAAGCCAGAUAACAUUUUAGUGAGUAAGGAAUGUCUCGUUAAACUUUGUGACAUGAGUUUAAGUAAAUUUACCCAAAUGUGUUCCGCAGUAAGAAGUACUGUGGGUACAAAAUCUUUGAAAGGAACUCCGCUUUAUAUGGCACCCGAAUUACUUCUUAAAAAAGGAGAAGCCACUAUAUAUUCAGAUAUGUGGGCUUUGGGUUGUACGUUGAUUGAGAUGUAUAGUGAGAAGUUUGUAUGGGAUUUGAAUGAUACUGAUCUUAAAACAAGUUUGGAACAACAAUUAACAAAUGAAAAAGUACCUGAUUUUAAUGUAGUUCCUUUUCAACUCACAACUAUAAUCAAACAAUGUUUUGAUUACGAACCAAAGAAGAGACCACACGCCAUCGAUAUCGUCAAUGUUUAUGAAAGCAUCAACUAAAAAUUGGUGAUAUUAGCCAUCUUACCUAGUAUUAGACUAUGCUGACAUUUAUUUCGUAUUUUCUAUAUCAUAUUUGUAAUGCCUACAAACUUUUCAGUUGUUUACGCGCGUUCCUACUCUUUGUGAUAAUAUAACCCUUUCUUUGUAGGGAUCCACCACUUUGUAUCAGUGGGUUGUCAGUAGCUGACUAUACAAAAAAAAAGUUCAGUUUUUAUUUUGUAAAAGAUAAUAAUAAUCUUAUUAUAGACGGUAUAAGAUUGCCUCGCAAGUAUGUGAAGACUGAUAUUUUUCUACACCAGAUCUUUGCGCUGUUCUUUGUGAUAAAAGUUUCUGGAUGUACUUUUAAUUAUCUAAGAUUACUACGAAUACCGUACUUACCUGAUUAUUGAAAUAUAUUAAAACAUAUAUUAUUGAAAAUAAAUACUUUUCCUAAUAUUA
Athalia rosae (coleseed sawfly) is the source of this 3019-nucleotide messenger RNA. RefSeq lists its product as uncharacterized. NCBI's taxonomy places the organism in Eukaryota, Metazoa, Arthropoda, Insecta, Hymenoptera, Athaliidae. The coding region runs from base 176 to 2581 and encodes 801 amino acids. The record is from RefSeq and is a predicted model, not a curated record. Gene Ontology annotation, biological process: protein phosphorylation. The transcript has 5 exons. Gene Ontology annotation, molecular function: ATP binding; protein kinase activity.